This is a messenger RNA of Darwinula stevensoni, 2482 nucleotides long. NCBI's taxonomy places the organism in Eukaryota, Metazoa, Arthropoda, Ostracoda, Podocopida, Darwinulidae. The record is from the annotation of a GenBank genome assembly.
CAUCGCAGCGGGACUCGGGAAGAAUGCCAACCCAACCAACCUCUCUCUCUCUCCCGCCCCUUCUCGCUCUUUCUCUCUAUUUCUCCCUCCUUCUCUCACCUUCGCAAGAGCCAUUGAGGAAGCGAGCUCUGCCUCUCCGCAGCUGUUCCCCAAAGGAAAUCGGUCGUGGAUAUGUCAUGCUUCCUGUGAUAGUCUCGACUUUAUCCAGUUCACACCUUGGUUCUGAAGUCGGAUUGCAUCGGGAGCGCCAAUAGCAUCAAUCGUAAUGUGCCGAUGAGGUAGCAGCGAGAAUUUGUGGACGGGAUGCAGGAAGAUGGAUAACGAGCAGCCAGAUCAGGAGUUGGUGAAGUGCGUUGUGGUCGGUGAUACGGCUGUGGGGAAAACGAGGCUCAUCUGCGCUCGGGCAUGCAAUCAAAGGGUCUCGCUGCCUCAGCUUCUCACCAAACAUGUCCCUACUGUUUGGGCCAUCGAUCAGUACCGCAUCUGCAAAGAGGUGCUGGAAAGGUCGAGGGAGAUCGUUGAUGGAGUUAACGUUACGCUUCGACUCUGGGAUACGUUCGGCGAUCACGACAAGGAUAGACGAUUCGCCUAUGGAAGGUCAGAUGUUGUCCUCCUGUGCUUUUCGAUCGCCAACCCUGCUUCCCUCAAGAAUUGUGCUGUGAUAUGGUAUCCAGAGAUCCGAAAAUUUUGUCCCAAUACUCCCGUUGUUUUGGUGGGGUGCAAAAAUGACACCAGAUUCCUCUAUAUGGAUGAAGACUACCUUCGCUUCUGUAGAGGGAGAAGCCCGUUCAUCAGACCGGUGACAGAAGACGACAUCGUCAUGCCCGAUGAAGGCAAAAGAGUUGCGCAGGAGUUAGGGAUCCCUUACUACGAAUCAAGCGUUCUCACUUACUAUGGAGUAAACGAAGUUUUCGAGAAUGCCAUUCGGGCUGCGUUGUAUGCCAGGAGAAGCACUCGAUUUCGAGCAGUUGGUCUCAAGAGGGUUCAACGUCCUUUAUUACAGGUCCCGUUUUGCCCUCCAAAGCCACCUGUCCCAGAGAUCACGAUCCCACCCAGCUGUCUUCAAUUCGACCUGGAGACGUUGUUUCGUAGCCAGGCCUACACAGAUCUCAUCCUUUUGACAGGGAGUGUCGGAUUCUCAGCCCAUCGGUUCCUAUUGACAGCUGCGUGGCCUGCUCUCGCCAAGAUACUUCUCUUCGACUUCAGUGUCGGCCUCAUUCCCAGCCCUAUCCCUCAUAGGAGACUGUCGGAAACUCCCUCCGUCGUGAGCUCGACAGGGGGAGAAUCAACAGAAUUCAAUCAGGACACAGAGAGCCUCCUCCCGAGUGAUUCGGAUGCCUCUGAAUCUUCAAGUUCCCAAAGUUGCCGCCUCGUGUGUUUCACGAAUCGAGCGUUGGUGAAGGAGACGCCAUCGAGGCAACUAGGCUGUCACGGAAUUCCAGGUCGAAGGCUUCUGCAUGAAAGGGAAGAAGGCUUCUACUGCCACAUCUCCCACCCCGGAUUUCAGUCAGUCCGCAUCGAGAAGUGCGAAGGACUGGAUAAUCAAGGGAAGACGAUCUCGUCGGUGCAAACGAUCGUAUCGUUGAAUCCCCACAUGUCAGACCAGGCCGUGGCCUCGUGCCUGCAUUUCCUCUACACUGGCCAUUUGGAUGGCUGCCAGUAUGACAUGGAGGAAUUGAAGGAAGCGGCGGAUUGCCUGGAAAUCCCGCAACUAUCCAUCUAUCUGCGGAAUAUGUGCGAACAGGAAGAGUAUCUCAAUCCCGACAUUACCGACCGAUUUAGACAGAAUCUAUGCUUGAGACUCCAGUCACUUUGUCUGGGAGAAGGGACGUUUUCGGAUGUCCUGUUCGAGCUGGAAGGGGGGAUCUGCCAAGCACACCGACCUCUUCUCAUGGCGCGAUGUGACGUCAUGGCCGCCAUGUUUCGAGGGGACUUCAGAGAAAGCAGCGCCAAAGUGGUUUCAUUCCCCGGGGUAAUGCACUCCACAUUCCGCCAGCUCCUCCAUUAUUUGUACACGGACACUCUACCUCAUGGAAUCUUAGACACAGACUGGUUGCCCCUCAUCGAGCUGGCCAAUCGGCUCUGUCUCCCUCGUCUCGUGACCAUCGUCGAGCAGUCUGUCAUCUUGGAUCUCGGGCAAGAGAGCAUGUUCCACGUCCUACCUCUCACCCUGCAGCUUCUCGAACCCUGCCAGAUGCAUAAUGCAGAUCAACUGACCGAUUGGAUCCUCAGCUACCUUACCACCCAUUAUAACGAGGCGUGCAGGGAAUGUCAGAAGUUACUCCGGAAUCUUCAUCCAGAAAACCAGGCCUAUCUAAAUAAACAACGAUGGCCACCAGUCUGGUAUUUGAAGGAUUAUGACGCUUACGAUCGCUCCUUGACGGACCGCAUGAGAGAGGAGAAGCCGAUAAAGCCACUGAAACGCAGUAGAAACAACAGCGGGUGCCUCUGCUUCAGCGGGAAAUUCCGUCGAAAUUCUUGA